UUGUAAAAAGGGGAGGAUCUUCGCUGGUGUCACAGACUUUCCUGCUGCUCUUCAACACAAAUCAUCGCCUCAGCAGCGAUAGGCCGAGCUUCUAACCCUUUUCGGUUCUUUUAAAUGACUAAAAACAACAACAAGUACUCUAUCAAAUUAGUUAAAUUGUUUUAGUUGUUAUUUACACAGUGAAAGGAGUUCCCGGUUCGAAAGCAGAGUGACAGCUAGCUAGCUGCUAGCUGACUUUAACAGCGACCAGCAGCUAAAAAUAUUCACCAGGACAGUCGCGAGGUAGGCGGGCACAGCAAAAGCGUCCUGCGCAGUUACCACGUAAGCAGUGAAGCAUCAUGGGUAACACAAGUGACAGGGUAUCUGGAGAUCGGCAUGGAAACAAGGCCCAUCGUUCCGACAGCAGCGGCAGCCACAAAGACCAGGAGCACAGCACCAAGAUGGUGGACAGCACAGAUGAUCCCAACAUCUUCAACACCUAUGGACCUGAGUCUAAAGGGCUAGGAGAUAAAGAAUUCACCCCGGAUCUGGAUGACCUGGUGAAAACUGCCUCCCAGGCCCGUCCCACAGUGAUUCGCUGGGGUGGUGGGGGGAAGGAGGUUUAUAUCGCAGGCUCUUUCAAUAACUGGAACACUAAGAUUCCACUGAAUAAAAGCCAUAAUGACUUUGUUGCCAUUUUGGACCUGCCUGAAGGAGAGCACCAGUAUAAGUUUUUCGUGGAUGGACAGUGGGUUCAUGAUCCUUCAGAGCCGGUGGUAACCAGCCAGCUGGGAACGAUCAACAACCUGAUCCAGGUGAAGAAGUCUGACUUUGAGGUGUUUGACGCGCUGCAGGUGGACUCCCUGGAGUGCUCGGACACAUCAGACUUGUCCAGCUCGCCUCCAGGUCCGUACGGACAAGAGCAGUACAUCUUCAGACCCGAAAAGCACUUCAAAGCCCCUCCGAUUCUCCCCCCUCACCUGCUUCAAGUCAUUCUUAACAAGGACACCAACAUAUCAUGUGACCCUGCUCUGCUGCCUGAACCCAACCACGUCAUGCUAAAUCACCUUUACGCUCUCUCAAUAAAGGAUGGAGUGAUGGUGCUAAGUGCUACUCACAGAUACAAGAAGAAGUAUGUCACCUCUCUGCUGUACAAACCCAUCUAACCCGUCUUCAGAUGCUCAGAGAGAGCAGCGUGUUCGUUUUCUUUUCAGUUUGCCAUCACUUAUAGACAGGAGUUGCACUGAAACAUGUUUACAGGCUGCUCCAAAGAAAGCCGCACUUCUACACAGGGCUCUGAACAACGGUACAGGGUGUGGGGUUUUGGUAAAAGAAGACAACUCUACUACGGCUUUAGCUGGUGACAUCUCCUUGCCGAUGAGCCUGAUUAAAUCACUGCGUGGUGUUUGUAUGUUUUCACAUUUGAUUGUGUGAUUGUAGUUUUUAGAUGACAGUAAACGGUCUGUUUUUUUUGUUGUUUCUGCUGCGUUUGCGUUGUUACUUUUUUUAUGUCGCUCGCUGAAUGUAAACAGAACGACAGGUGACCUUUUGUUAAGGUGAAGUGCAAUAGUGGGUCAUGAAAUCAUCUGUGAAUUCUGUUUGAGCCAAAGGCUUGUAUUCCUGUUUUUGUUUUGGCAGCCGUGAUGCCCAGCUUAGUCCAGAGCUACAGUUGUAGCCAUUUCUUUUUCUUUUUCACUAGUAGCUCUUUUUUUUCCACACAGGAAGUGGUCUAAAGUCUUUGCUUAGCUGCUGCUUUUAUUCUGAUGAAUGUUUGUAAGCAUUAUCGUUGAUACAAGCUAUAACUAUGCAGUAAGUAGCCUUUGCAUUGUAUUGUCUUCCAUCUAAUUAGUGUGUUCUCACAUUUGUCUGCUUUGUUAAAGAAAAACUAUCGUACUGUAUCUGUGUGUUACACGUGUGGAGCUGCUUAAAGGUCUGUCUGCGCUCACAUUUCAGUUUCAUAGAUGUUGUGAAUACAUUGAUGUUGAGAAAUGAAGAGAACCUAGGAGAGCUUUGAUGAUGACUGGUUGCCAUUUAUUUAAAUUUUAUAUGUAAGACACACCCGUGUUUUGGUUCUGAGCUGCUGGUUCCUGCGUAUGAAUGCUCACAACUCUUCAAACAUCAAGGAGAAUCUCUCGGAGGUAUGUUAGAGUAUUCUGUGAAUGUUAAGCCGGGCUUUUAUUUUCUAAAAGCUCGGCUUUAUUUUUUAAAACUAAGAUUUGAUAAAGGAGUUUGGAAAAGAGCCAUGGAUCCAGGGCUUUUAGGGCUAAAACCAAAACUUGAAUUUUGCAGCUAUACUUGAUAAAUCUAUGAAAAUGCUUAGCAUAAACAAUGUGGUAAUCCUCUAUAGAAGAUUGUACUGUACUGCAAAUAAAUACACUACUCUGAUCCUAAU
Molecule: messenger RNA, 2371 nt
Organism: Oryzias latipes (Japanese medaka)
Lineage: Eukaryota; Metazoa; Chordata; Actinopteri; Beloniformes; Adrianichthyidae
Gene: prkab2
Product: protein kinase, AMP-activated, beta 2 non-catalytic subunit
Biological process (GO): signal transduction
Cellular component (GO): cytoplasm; nucleotide-activated protein kinase complex; nucleus
Molecular function (GO): protein kinase binding
Source: RefSeq, a predicted model, not a curated record